UUGAAGAACCUAUUAAAUGCCUCAAGGCUUUUAACAUUAAAAUCCGUCAAAUCGCCAUAUUCAAAAAAUUUUUAGGGGUUUCUUCUUUUACAAUAGCCGAGCGCAAUAGCAUUACAAAACUAAUAAACAAUCAACGAUCUGCACUGGCAAAUGGGGAAAUGUCAGAAUUACCGACAGCUUCAGAUAUGAAUACAUUAACCUAUUCAACAUUAUAUGAAGGAAUGGCACAAUCGCUAGCUAGAGAUUGUUCUAUGAAUAAUAUGGGUGGAGGAGUUAGUCAUUAUUCAACAGACAAAAUAAUACAAACUAAUGAUGCUCUAUUCCAAGAAGCAGUAGAUGCUUGGGCAUCGGAAAGCAAGGAUGUAGACAGUAGUAGCCUUAAACCUAAUGAAAAUGCCAAAAAUUUUGCACAAGCAUUUUAUUCAAAAAAUACACAAUUUGGAUGUGGAAAGGCUCCAUGUUCCGGAAAAACAUUUUUAGUUUGUCUGUUUACCCCCUAUGGCCCAGCACAAACAAUGAAUGGCCCAUUAUAUAAGCAAGGCGAAAUUUGUGGAAAUUGUGCCAAUAAUAAUUGUGAUAAAGGAAGUGGUUUAUGCAUUCCUAAAGUCAAUAAGCUUAUUAUAGAUUAA
Molecule: messenger RNA, 629 nt
Organism: Meloidogyne enterolobii
Lineage: Eukaryota; Metazoa; Nematoda; Chromadorea; Rhabditida; Meloidogynidae
Source: the annotation of a GenBank genome assembly